ACGGGCGUCAACAUCGUUUGCAGUAGAGUUUUUCCUUCUUCCAAGUCCUCAAAACUGUUUUGAAAGUGGUCAGAUAUGAGACUCAGAUGUGUCCAGUCCGCCAGGCUGAAAGUUGAAUGUACUUUCAAAAUUGAUGCGAGGUUCGGUCGGUGAUGGCGGAAUGAACCUCAGGGUUAUAAUCAAUCUGUAAUAUCCCUGAAAUAAAGCCGCUUCAUGUUGUCUGCCAUCGUUUUGUUAUUUUAAUUUAUAAGAUGUCUAGAUAUAACAGUAGAUGUUGGAGACGGAGUGACUUCUGUGAAGUCCUUUCCAGUCAUUACCUUAUGUCAAGCUGAACAUUUUAUUCCAUAUUAUACUAUAUUGUUUUAGUCAUCCGGACCGAAAUCUUCCAUAAUGUUAGAAACGGCUCAUUUCAACUCUCCUCCUCCCAAUAUGGGGAUGCCUCCACCCAUGGGUGGGCCACCAAAUUUGUCAUUACCACCACCAAAUAUGGCAGUCCCACCACCAAACAUGCCGGGACAUCCUGGUCAUCACUACAAUCGUUACAACAGUGGUGGCCCUCCAGCUGGGAUACCACAGCAGGGACCAAGAGGUCAACAUUUUUUUCAACCUUUCCGUCCAUACCCAAGGCCAACUCUUGACCCUGAAUUUGAUGGGAAAAGACUGAGAAAAUCAGUGAUGAGAAAAACUGUUGACUAUAAUGCUGCCAUUAUUAAAUUGUUAGAAGCAAGAGUGUGGCAACGAGAUUUUAGGGACAGGAGAGCUCUGCAACCGGACGUUUUGUAUUACCCUGAUUUACAACCUCCACGGAGUUAUGAGGAUAAUCCCAUGAAUGCAGUAACAACAAGAUUUGUAAAAACAGCUACCAAUAAAAUGCGUUGUCCUGUAUUUUGUAUGGCAUGGACUCCAGAGGGAAGGAGAUUAGUUACUGGUGCUUCUAGUGGAGAGUUCACUUUGUGGAAUGGACUGACUUUCAACUUUGAAACCAUCCUUCAGGCUCAUGACUCCCCGGUCCGCACCAUGGUCUGGUCUCAUAAUGAGCAGUGGAUGGUGACAGCUGACCAUGCUGGCUACGUCAAGUAUUGGCAGUCCAACAUGAACAAUGUCAAGAUGUUCCAAGGGCAUAAGGAGGCUGUUCGUGGCAUAAGCUUCAGCCCAUCAGAUUCCAAGUUUGCAACAUGUUCAGAUGAUGGAACAAUUCGUGUUUGGGACUUCUUGCGCUGCCAUGAGGAGAGAAUACUACGUGGUCAUGGUGCAGAUGUGAAGUGUGUUGACUGGCAUCCCCAGAAAGGGCUUAUAGUUUCUGGAAGUAAAGACAAUCAGCAACCAGUCAAACUGUGGGAUCCGAAGACUGGUCAAUCAUUAGCUACUUUACAUGCACACAAAAGCACAGUUAUGGAUGUUAAAUGGAAUAGCAAUGGAAACUGGCUGGUAACUGCGUCACGGGACCACCUUCUUAAAUUGUUUGACAUCAGACAACUGAGUCAGGAGUUACAAACGUUCCGUGGUCAUAAAAAGGAAUCUAGUAGUGUUGCUUGGCAUCCAUAUCAUGAAGGAUUGUUUGCAAGUGGCGGUUCUGAUGGAGCUAUAUUGUUCUGGCAUGUUGGGGCGGACAAGGAAGUUGGGGCAAUUGAACAGGCCCAUGACAGUAUAGUAUGGACCUUGGCAUGGCAUCCUUUAGGUCAUAUUCUCUGUUCAGGAUCAAAUGACCAUACUAGCAAAUUUUGGACUCGCAAUCGCCCUGGUGACCAAAUGCGUGACAAGUACAACCUAAAUAACAUGCCAGCUGGUGUUACUGGCUUAGAAGAAAUGGAACAAGAUGACACUGCUGUUAUACCUGGAAUGGGUCCGGAGGACAAGGUUGAUAAUACUCAUGAGCUUGCUGAGUUAUCAGUAUCAUCCUCUUCAGCUAUGGAUGCUAUUCCAGGCUUAGAUUUUGAUAUGGAUGAUAAGAAUUGUAAACUGCCUCUCAUCAAGAAGGGUUAUGCCGGAAUGCGAUGGAACUCAACGGCCAACAACUCACGACGUCCAAAGGUUCCUUAUUCCAAACCGAUUCCUAGGAAUUUCCAAGCGCAAUGGAAUGAUACAGCUAAACCUAAUUUUGAUGAAGAAAAUGGAGAUGAUGACUUUAACUGUGAAAAUAGAGAAGCUGAUCAAGAUGCUAUUGCUAAAAUGAUACAACAAAUUGUGGAAAAGGUACCUGGUGUAGUUCCAGUAACAGAACUAGAACCAACAGCCCUCUUCAUGUAUGGAAAAGUUUUACCUGUUACUCCGGAUUCGGUUCUGUCACGCACUAUUGGCAAUGGUGCUGAUGCAAUAUAUCGGCUGAUCAAUUGUGGUGCUGUAGAAGACUUAGUUAAUGAUAUUGCUCAUGAUGAAAGCACCCAGUAUUACCAUGAAGAUCCUUCAAUUGACAGUGAGCUUCGAUCAUUGAAAGCCUAUGAACUCCCUAGAAGACCUCCUUUGCUAUCAACACCUAAUAUACCUCCUCAAAAAUUGCCGGAUAGGAGCCGUCCCAGGGGUCGUGGAAGAGACCGAGACCACGGUCGAGGGCGUUCUAGGGGCUCUCAUAAUGAUGAGGACGAGGAGGACUACCGCGAUGGGCAGGGCGCGGACUACGAUGAGCAGGACGACUACUACGAGGGCUACGAGGAGGACGACUCUGAUGCUAUCCAUCAAAGGUUUAUGAGUGAAGAGGAGGAAAUUUACAAUUCAACUCUGAUUGACCAAGAAAAUGCAUUUGGAGAUCAAGAUUUGAGAGAUCCGCGAAUGUCCGGACGGGAGUUUGGUGAUCAGGACUUGAGAGGUCCAGGCAAUGGUGACAAGGACAUGCGGCAGUCAUCGCAACCUGGACCUAGUCUGUUGGGGUUGGCUCCAGGCAUCCCUGCUGGUGGGGGAGUCCUGGGAAGGAAUUCCACAUCAGGCCCAUUCAUGAAGGAUCACGAUCUAAGACGAUCGGGACCCCUAAUGGAUCCGCGUGACCCGCGAGACCCCCGCGAAUCUCGUGAUCCUCGAGACCCUCGUGACCCUCGCGACCCUCGUGACUCUCGUGACCCGCGUGACCCUCGCGACCCGCGUGACCCCCGAGAAUCGCGAGACCCACGAGACCCGCGCACUCAGCACAGCGCCCCGUCCGUGCCCGCGGCCGACGAGGAGCACCAGGGCGAGGACCGCGACUACCGCCGUUCCUCGCGGCCGCCGCUGCUGCCCCACGCCGCGCACGGCAACCCCGGCGGGCUGCUGGGGAAGUUCCCCGUGCCCGGCGCGGGGCCGUUCGCCGGCAAGGCGAAGGACACGGACUACCGCCAGGCCGGCGCUGUCGACGACGGCCGCCCGACCGACCCCCGCAGGGGAUCUUCCGGCGCAGGCGCCGGUGGUCUGUACCGCGGCAAGGACGACUACGAGGACGGCGAGGAGAUGGACGAGCAAGGUCGCGGAGGGUACGGCGGCAGCCGCUGGGGCGGCGCUGCCAGCAGCCUGGGGGCGGAGGGUGGCGACGAGGACUACGAUGACUCGGCAGGCCCAAGCCCGGGCCGGUGGGGCCCUGGCGGUGGCAGUCGCGGCCGAGGCCGGGGGAUGCGAGGCAGCGGCAGCGCCGGCGGCUGGGAGCAGAAGCGGCCCGCGCAGCCACGCGCACACGGCCUGCUGGAAACGCCCCGAGGGGGGCUGCUCGCCACGCCCAACAUGCCCCCCAUGCACGAGCAGGAGGACGACUACCACGGCCACCACGGCUCCAAGAGGCCGCGGCACUGGGAAGAGGACGAGGAGCACCACGAGGACGGCGACGACGCCGAGGGCGGCGGCCAUCGCGCAGGGUACCGAGGUCGAGGCCGCGGGGGCGGCUGGGGCAGCUCCUACUCAUCGUCGCCGAGGGGCGGCAGGGGUUCCGGAGGCCCCAUGCGGGCUCGCGGCAGAGGUGGCCGGCCUGGAGGACCCCCUCGAGGUCGCGGAAGAGGCCGUGGCGGAUGGAACUAGCAGAAGGCUGCCACCAGUGCUUGCCUUCAUUCCUUUGUUGUUUUUUUUUUUUGUUUUUUUUUAUGGUAAUUCUUUUUUUAAAAUUGUGUACCUUGCAUUUGCGUCGCGAUCGUUCGCGUAAAACUCAUUCCAGUUAUGAAACUGGUGAUGUGUCAGUUCUGUGUGGUGUGAGUUCUUCGUCACAGGAGGUUGUGUUGUUUUAAUCACCGUGCACUACUGAGUGAAAUGAGUGUGAUGUUUGGAAACUUUUCCAAUGUGGACAUAUUAGUUAUGCAAUCAUUGUGCGGGGCGCUGCUGUGUAUUGAUAUAGUUUUAGUGUUAUAAAAUUAUCACCGUAAAGAAGAAAAGGCUCGCAAAAUUGUGAAUUUGGUAAGAUUGUUUCGGAGAUUGUUGGCUUUCUUUUAUUUUCUGUCUAGCUGGUAUUCCAGUGCUUGAUUGCUGGUGAUUGCACCCUCAAAUUAUCCAUUUUACCAUUUUCUAAUGAACUCAAAAGCGAUUCUCUCGAAGAAAGAAACGCAUUUGGUAUGCAAACCAUUGUAACUCCUUGUUAUCCUGGUUAGACAACGAGCUUUAAUGAAAAUGAUGCACAAAUGAAAUUAAGCAUCAUAUUUUGUGAAUGAAGUGCCCGAGGAUCAAAGUCAACGCGAUACAUGCAGUCUAAUAAAAAUAUCUUAUUUAAUUUAAAA
This is a messenger RNA of Thrips palmi, 4658 nucleotides long. RefSeq names its product pre-mRNA 3' end processing protein WDR33 (gene Wdr33). Gene Ontology annotation, cellular component: mRNA cleavage and polyadenylation specificity factor complex. The transcript is spliced from 16 exons. Bases 391 to 3972 code for a protein of 1193 amino acids. NCBI's taxonomy places the organism in Eukaryota, Metazoa, Arthropoda, Insecta, Thysanoptera, Thripidae. Gene Ontology annotation, molecular function: protein binding. The record is from RefSeq and is a predicted model, not a curated record.